AUGAUUGAUGCUGGAAUGAACAUUUUGGUUAUCAACUUAAGUAUGGUAACCCGGGAUGUUUGCAAGGAUGUUGUGAGAUGCAUCCGCGAACUGGAAGAGUCGAAUAAUUAUGAACGUCUUAUAGCGAUCGUAAUUGAUGUAACAGGGGCACCAGUUCGAACUGGGACCUUUAGAGAAGGAUUGUCGUAUGAAGCAAAACUAGAGGAAGGCAGUCGCGUCACGUUGACAUUGGAUGAGAAUUACAAAUUUAAUUGCACGGAAGAGCUAAUAUUCAUAGAUACGCAAUUCUUUCCUAAACUGAUUCAUUACCUUCGUAAAGGAGAUCGUAUUUAUUUGGAUGAGGGACAAGUCACCCUUGUAGUUAGGGACAUUGGUUUUGACUGUAUUAGCUGCAUUGUGGAAGAAGGAGGUAUGAUUGGGAGUUUUAAGUGUCUUACACUACCGCGGAACCGACUUGAUCAGAAGAUCCUCUACUCGACUUAUGCAAAGGACCUUGAUUUUGCUGCUGAAUGUGGUGCGGACUUCGUUUUUACAAACUUUGCUGGCAGUAGCAGCAUGAUUGAGGAUGCUAGACGUAUCCUCCCGAAAACAGUAAAAGUAUUUGCCAAAAUAGAGACCCGAGAGUCUGUUAAAAAUCUUCGAGAACUAAUAGCAGUUUCUGAUGGCAUUUUGAUUUGCCGUAGUGGUCUGGCCAUGUAUUACACGCCGGAGAAGAUAUUUAAGAUUCAAAAAUACAUCGUUGGCCAUUGCAAUGUGGCCGAUAAACCUGUCUUUGUAACUGGACAGUUGGCCGAAUCCAUGGCUUCUAAACCGAGGCCGACACGUGCCGAGGCCUCGGAUAUUGCUAAUGCAGUGCUCGAUGGAGUUGAUGGUCUUUUGCUAACAAUCGAAACAUCGUGGGGUAUGUACCCGUUCGACGCCGUCAACGUCGUUGAUAACGUUUGUCGUGAGGCUGAGCGGGCGGUUUGUCAUGAGACUUCCCGGAAUGAGCUGAACUACUGUCGAUUGCUGCGUGGUCAAGUCAAUGAUUCGAUCAAAAAUGUUACCGGAGCCUCAGCCGUGGAAGCGGCUGACAGUUGUGGUGCGUCUGCGAUAUUCGUUAUAACCACAACUGGAGCGUCGGCAAUAUCCAUUGCAAUGUCAAGACCCUCUUGUAUUGUGAUUGCCAUUACGGUUGAUAUCGCUGUGGCGCGUUAUUGUUUGGCCUAUCGAGGCCUUCAUCCUUAUCUCUAUGCUGGUGAGCGUGUGACUGAGUGGUGUGAGGACGUUGACAAUCGGAUUAACGCCGCCAUCGAGCACACUCGGCACACGGGUCUUGUAAAAGGUGGCGACCGCAUCAUCGUAGUGACGGGCUCGGUGGGUACAAGUGGCAGCACCAACACUAUCCACAUCUUUACGCUCGAAGGAGAGCAUUCAAAGCUCCGCAUUGUUGGCUCCUCUCAUGAGCUCUCGCAAGUGGAGAGUCCAUGGUCGAUGGAACACAUCGGCGUUGCCUUUCCAUUUUCCUCUGCAGUUGGUGCGAGUAAGGCUCGACAGGAGUUUGCAGUCGGACAACGCUACUCUGUGAUGCUGAGCCGCGAUAUCGAUCAGAUUGCGGACAAUGUGCGACAAACCACAAUCGUUUGUACUCUUGGUAAAUCAUGGAAGACCAAAGAGGGCAUCCUAAAAAUGAUGGAUGCUGGAAUGAACAUUAUGUUGAUUAACCUUAGCAUGACCCCAAGGGACAUAUGCAAAGCGGUUAUACACUACGCUCGAGAAAUAGAGAAAGAAUCUGAUUAUGCUCGUCUUUUGGGUAUUGCAAUGGAUAUGACAGCUGCACCCGUACGAACUGGGAUCUUUGAAGGAGGUCCUUCCUAUGAAGCAACUUUAAAAGAGGGUGCUCGCGUUACGCUAACCCUGGAUGACCAUUACAAAUUUAAAUGCACACCCGAAAUUAUUUUUAUAAAUACCAAGUAUUUUCCCCAACUUAUUCAGAGUCUGCGCAAGGGCGAUAGAGUUUACCUUGAUGAUGGCCAGGUUUCUCUAAUUGUUAAGGAUGUGGAGCUGGACUGUAUUAAUUGCAUGGUGGACUAUGUUUUCACUAGCUUCGCUGAAAAUAGCAUUAUGAUCAACCUAGCACGCAACAAUUUACCUGGUACGACAAAAGUGUUUGCCAAAUUGGAAACUCGAGAGGCAAUUUUGAACCUUCAUGAUCUGAUUUCGGCUUCUGAUGGUCUUGUCAUUCGUCGCAGUGACUUGGCCAUGCAGUACACUCCCGAGAAAAUAUUCAAGCUGCAAAAGUACAUAGUUGCUCACUGUAACAUCGCAGAGAAACCAGUUUUCAUUAUCGAACAGUUGUUGGAAUCCAUGGUGUCAAAGCCAAGACCUACGCGAGCCGAAUCAUCAGAUAUUGCAAACGCAGUUUUAGAUGGGGCCGACGGCCUUGUCCUGACUAUGGAGACUUCGUGGGGCUUGUAUGCAUUAGACUCUGUCCGCGUUGUCGACAAUAUAUGUCGCGAGGCAGAACGGGCUGUCUUUCAUUUUGAGACUCGUGGUGAACUGAAGCAAUGCCGAAUGCAAAUGGAACAGGGAUCAUUUGAUAUUCGUAGUGUUACAGGAGCCUCGGCUGCUGAGGCCGCUGCCAGCUGCAAUGCAACAGCUAUUUUCGUAAUAACCACUACUGGCGCAUCGGCUACAUCCAUCGCAAUGUUGCGGCCACCGUGCUCUGUUAUCGCUAUCACCCUCGAUGUGUCCGUUGCGCGUCACUGUCUUGCAUACCGCGGUCUCCAUUGCUACGUUUAUACAGGUAAAAGCGAGGGCGAUUGGGCUUUGGACAUCGACAAUCGGGUUAAUGCGGCUAUCGAGCAUGCGCGCAAUACAGGUCUCGUGAAGGGCGGAGAUCGCAUUAUCGUGGUAACGGGUUCUGUGGCGACCAGUGGUAGCACCAACACAAUGCAAAUUUUCACACUUGAAGAGGAGCAUUCGAAACUGCGUAUCGUCGGUUCGUCAAACGAGGCAGCUGCUGCAGAUACCCAUGAGAGCCCAUUAAACCUGACAGACUCCUCAAUGGAACAACAGCAAAAGGAUAAUGAUGAGAUAGAUGCGUUAGAGGAAGUUAGACUUAUUCGAGGUGCUCGGUCGCGCCGUCCUCGCUUCUCCGUUAUGUUGAGCAGCAGUAAAAGUGGCUUCGGCGGCAUUAAUGACAUUCGCGUGCCUCUGUAG
Molecule: messenger RNA, 3201 nt
Organism: Hydatigera taeniaeformis
Lineage: Eukaryota; Metazoa; Platyhelminthes; Cestoda; Cyclophyllidea; Taeniidae
Source: the annotation of a GenBank genome assembly